Molecule: messenger RNA, 620 nt
Organism: Brienomyrus brachyistius
Lineage: Eukaryota; Metazoa; Chordata; Actinopteri; Osteoglossiformes; Mormyridae
Product: histone-lysine N-methyltransferase PRDM9-like
Exons: 4
Coding region: 172-576 (134 amino acids)
Biological process (GO): regulation of DNA-templated transcription
Source: RefSeq, a predicted model, not a curated record
GCCGCCAUAAUUCCGUCAGGCUGCAGCGGUCAGCAGACGUUACAGUCGUGGGCUUAUGUUUAUGGCUGAAAGCGACGCAGCAUAAUACCGUUAAGGGAAACCACUUUCUAGUCACUAACAGUAGGAAACAUCAGCGGCACGGUGGGAACGUGGACUUUCUCGCCGCAUAGGAUGGAAAGGACUUCGGGCAUGAAUUUGUCAGAUGAGGAGGAUUAUGCGGAUAUCCGGGCCUAUUUCUCCAAGACUGAAUGGAUUCGGCUGCAGAGAUGCGAGAAGGUGCACUACAGGAACAUGAAGAGGAACCACCAGGCCAUGUUGGAUAUGGGGUUGAAUUCCAUCACCCCAUUGUUCAUGAGAAGAAACCAAUCCAGGAGGGUGAUGGCGGAAAGGCUGGGCGAUGAUAAACACAGCGAUUCAGAGGAGUUGAUUCUUCACCUUCUGAGAAGGAGCCCGGGUAACAUGGUGAGACAAGAUGAAACUGCCAAUUGGAGGACUCCUGCUGUGAUGGGUGAUUCCUUCAGACACAGCAUCACGCAUUCGUCUGUGUCGUUAAAGCAUAAGGCACUUUCACACUGAAGGUCUGCGACAUGGUUUGGGUUUUUAAGUCAUUGGGCUGUCUU